CCCUUUUUCUUAUUUUAUUUCUUCCUUUAUUCUCACUAGGGCUUUUCUCUUUCAUUUUUCAAUUUCUCUCCUCCUUCGAUCUCUCAGCUUACCCUAAGAUGGACAAAUCGUCGCUCGAUGUGGAGCAGCCACACUCCAUGGGAACCACCAUCAUCGGCGUCACUUACAACGGCGGCGUUGUUCUCGGCGCCGACUCCCGUACCAGCACUGGAAUGUAUGUGGCAAAUAGGGCUUCAGAUAAGAUCACUCAGCUCACUGACAAUGUGUAUGUUUGUCGCUCUGGAUCGGCUGCAGAUUCACAAGUUGUUUCAGACUACGUGCGCUACUUUCUACACCAACACACGAUACAGCUUGGCCAGCCAGCGACUGUCAAGGUUGCGGCAAGUCUUGUUAGGCAAAUAUCCUAUAACAAUAAGGCUAUGCUUCAAACAGGAAUGAUUGUUGGUGGAUGGGACAAAUACGAAGGGGGUAAAAUAUAUGGGGUUCCUCUUGGGGGUACACUCUUGGAGCAGCCUUUUGCUAUUGGAGGGUCUGGGUCUAGUUAUUUGUAUGGUUUCUUUGAUCAGGCAUGGAGGGAAGGAAUGUCUCAUGAAGAAGCAGAGAAACUGGUUGUGACUGCGGUGUCUCUUGCCAUUGCACGAGAUGGUGCGAGUGGCGGUGUAGUACGCACUGUAACUAUCAACAAAGAUGGAGUAAAAAGGAAGUUCUAUCCGGGUGAUACUCUUCCACUUUGGCAUGAAGAGAUUGAGUCUGUGAACUCACUGCUGGAUAUUGUGCCCGCAGCAAGUCCAGACCCAAUGGUCAGUUGAGAAUAGAAAAUUGACUGUCGAACAUGUAUUUCUAUAUGGUAGUACUGGCCUCCUGUUGUGGAUUAUUGGUCUUUUCCCCUCUUUGACCUAUAUGCCCUUUUAAUGCUUGACGAUUCCAAUUCUGUAAUGUCAUAUUUACUUCAAAAAAUUAUUUAUCGACUAUGUUUCAGAACAGGAAAAGGAAGGGUAAUUAAAGUGAACUUGUCCUUGUGUUU
Solanum tuberosum (potato) is the source of this 1024-nucleotide messenger RNA. Its product is annotated as proteasome subunit beta type-6-like. The coding region runs from base 99 to 809 and encodes 236 amino acids. The transcript is spliced from 8 exons. Gene Ontology annotation, cellular component: proteasome core complex; cytoplasm. Lineage: Eukaryota; Viridiplantae; Streptophyta; Magnoliopsida; Solanales; Solanaceae. Gene Ontology annotation, molecular function: threonine-type endopeptidase activity. The record is from RefSeq and is a predicted model, not a curated record.